Molecule: messenger RNA, 147 nt
Organism: Penicillium mononematosum
Lineage: Eukaryota; Fungi; Ascomycota; Eurotiomycetes; Eurotiales; Aspergillaceae
Exons: 2
Coding region: 1-147 (48 amino acids)
Source: RefSeq, a predicted model, not a curated record
AUGCAAUCCGCCGCACUACUGGAGAGAGAAGUGAGCGAUUUACGCGCUGAAAAUGAGAAGAAGAAGCAAAAGCCCGGUGGAAGCAAUAGAAGCACCUAUACCCCCGCCACGAAGAAGGCCUUCGCCACCUUUACAGCCAAGAACUAG